Molecule: messenger RNA, 1283 nt
Organism: Sinocyclocheilus grahami
Lineage: Eukaryota; Metazoa; Chordata; Actinopteri; Cypriniformes; Cyprinidae
Product: inositol polyphosphate multikinase-like
Exons: 4
Coding region: 1-822 (273 amino acids)
Biological process (GO): inositol phosphate biosynthetic process
Cellular component (GO): cytoplasm; nucleus
Molecular function (GO): inositol-1,4,5-trisphosphate 3-kinase activity; inositol tetrakisphosphate kinase activity
Source: RefSeq, a predicted model, not a curated record
AUGUUGGUGGAGCGUUUGAAGCAGCAGGGAACUUCAUACAGCUCUGGAGAUCUGUUGAAGAUCUGUCUGUAUCUGAAACUAGAGGAUGUGACGAGGAGGUUCUUACGGCCCUGCAUCAUGGAUGUGAAGAUCGGGAGGAGAAGUUACGACCCCUUUGCGUCAAAAGAAAAACGUGAAGAGCAGAUUAGCAAGUAUCCUCUGAUGGAAGAGAUCGGGUUCCUGUUAUUGGGCAUGAGGGUGUACCAGAUCAACUCAGACAGUUACAUCACUCAUGACCAGUUCUAUGGACGCAGUCUCGGAAAGGACACUUUAAAAUAUGGCCUGAGCAGAUUCUUCCACAAUGGUCAAGAACUACAGAGGCAUGCAGUUUCUCUGAUUAUCUCCAAAAUCCGAAGCAUUCUCCGCUGGUUUGAGAUCCAGACUCAGCUGCAUUUCUAUGCCAGCUCUCUGCUGCUGGUGUAUGAGGGCUCUCCUCACACAAUCAAUAAAUCCAAACACAAGCCAGCGGAUCCAGCAACAGAACAUCAGCAGGGGGAGCCACAGAGCAAGGCUUUGAGCUUUCAGAGCAGUUUAACACACAGUCCUCCAUACUGCCACGACAUUCAGCAUGAGAGAAACACCAACGGAAAACAUGGAGGAAGUAUAGAAGAGCAAGAUGAGGAAAUUGGAAUGGGGGAUAAGAAGCAGUUUGGACAGGAGGAGACAGUGAAGGUGAAGAUGAUCGAUUUUGCUCAUGUAUUUCCCAGCGACAGUCCGGAUGAGAGCUACAUGUACGGACUCAGGAACCUUCUCUCAACUUUAGAACAAAUACUGAAGGACUGACAUCUGUCCAUCUCUCUCUUCACUGGUCGGAUCUUUCUGACUGUUGUUUUAAAGCCAGUGCAGAUCAUUUCACACACAUACACAAACAUUGCUGAUGCCUUAAUUUGGAAAAUAGGUUUAUUAUAUAUUUAUAGGGAUAUUUUUCUUAAUCUUUUGAGAUAAAAGAGUUCAUUGUAUUUUGAAAACACUUUCAGAACUUAAGACUCUGGAUAAGAAAGGCUUGGCUGUCAACAACUAAAAAUGUACUAAAAAUAUAGGUACUGUAGAACUCAGGGAAAAAUAAUUAUGAUAUGAUAAAGCAGUUCAUCUGUGCUGUCAAAACACUUACAAUGUGAGUUACUGAUGUCUCAUAAUGACUCCACUUCUGAUGCAACUAUUGCUGUUUUUAUUCUAAAAAUGCACUUUGAUUCCAAAGUAAAUUAUAGUUAGAUUUAUUUUUAACAUUUAUAUUGACCUUAUCA